Molecule: messenger RNA, 2871 nt
Organism: Hyposmocoma kahamanoa
Lineage: Eukaryota; Metazoa; Arthropoda; Insecta; Lepidoptera; Cosmopterigidae
Gene: ReepA
Product: dentin sialophosphoprotein
Exons: 8
Coding region: 123-2711 (862 amino acids)
Biological process (GO): endoplasmic reticulum tubular network organization
Cellular component (GO): endoplasmic reticulum membrane; cytoplasmic microtubule; endoplasmic reticulum tubular network
Molecular function (GO): microtubule binding
Source: RefSeq, a predicted model, not a curated record
UUUCAACGCUCCAAUAGAUUAAUGCGCAUCUAUUUUAAGCGCGGUCUGAACAGAAAGUAAAAUCAUUAAGUGCUUGUAUAGACAAACAAUUGUUUAGUUUCAAUGUCGGGGCUGCGGUCUCCAUGGAGCUGCCUCACGCGCGCUGUAACCGUGACGACAACCCUCGCUUGCCAGUGUUGGGUCUCGGUCUGACCAGCGUCCGACUCAUUGUCAACAAGAUAGAGUCCGAAUACACUCGUGCCCUAGCUUCCUCCGAGAGUGGCCGCGAAAUCGUCAAAUACGAUCCGAACGUCGACGAAGGAUACGACGAUUAUUAUGACUCUCCCCUCGACGCAUCGAGCGGACGAGUCUGGAGUCGUUUCGCUGUAAACUUAGGCAUAGCCCUAAGCAGAUGCAUUCCUAGUGUUUCGUUUGCCAAUUUCGGACUACUGGCUUUAAUAACGGGAUUCUUCGCACCGAGAAUGAUCUCUUAUUGGGUCAUAUAUCCAUUUUGCAGAUUGGUAUUCGGAACUCUCUACCCGGCUUAUGCUUCAUAUAAAGCUGUGCGGACGAAGAAUUUGAAAGAAUACGUAAAAUGGAUGAUGUACUGGAUCGUCUUCGCCUUGUUCACAUGCACAGAAACGUUCACAGACGUUUUCCUAUCAUGGUUCCCGUUCUACUACGAAGUGAAAAUAGUCCUCGUACUUUGGCUCCUGUCGCCAGCUACCAAGGGCUCGUCGAUAUUGUACAGGAAGUUUGUACAUCCAGCGCUUUGCAGGCGGGAGCAGGAAAUAGAUGAGUACAUAGCUAAGGCCAAAGAUCAGGGCUACCACACAGUCCUAAAUCUAGGCACAAAAGGCGUCAACUAUGCUACAACAGUUAUUAUGCAAACAGCCAUCAAAGGCGGUGGCGGUCUCGUACAGCAACUACGUAAAAGCUACAGUCUAUCCGACCUUAGCGAGUGCGACCCGCGUGACGAGAGAGGCGCUGACGAAGCUGACGAUGUGCUCACUGAACCUAGACUGAUUCGCAGGGCUACUGCUAAGAGUGGCUACAACACACGUCGCAGCGCGUCCGAGUCGAAUAGCCGGUCCGCAAUUUACUUUCCAGAGGUCGACGUCGAUUUAAAGAGCGGCCGGCGAUGCGAGGAGCCUAAUUUUAGUCAUAUAAAAUCCAACGAAGACAUAAGUUCGGGCUACUCAAGCGCAGACAAUUCCGCGUCACUCACGCGGACAGCUUCAGUCGGUGCUGCACAGCGCGCAAAGGCCCGAACAACGCGCACGACUGUCACCACCAUUAAGCGACCGCAAGCUGCCGAGGAUAAUGAAGUUAUCAUCGAGGAGCUACACGACGACGAAUUUGAUUAUACGAAUAUGCCUGCCCUUUUGAACCUUCCUUCCCAGCUAUACCUAUCCAAUACCGAUCCUCCCUUCAUAUAUCAAUGCGUAGGGAAUCAAAUUAAAAUUGUUCAAGUACUAGGUAAUACUUCAUCGAAUACUAGCGAACGAGUCUAUAAUGAUAACGAUCAAUGGGACCAAAACAAUUCAAGCUUUGAAGAUGCUUCACCUAUAAUGGAUACAAUAGACAACCAAAAGACAGAACAAUCUAACGACAUAGCGGAUAUUGAAAUUAAAGAUUGUUAUACAAAAAACAAUGUUUCUAAAGACAAAUCCGUGGAAAUGGUCGAAAAUAAAACAAAUAUUGUGCCCAUUAUUGGAAUAGAAGAAGACGAAAACGCAGAAAGCUCUGUUUUUGUUUCUAACGUAGAAUUGAAAACAGUCAAAGAGAGUGAUACAGCCGAUAUUCGACCAAAUGUUGACGAUGCUGAUUCAAACACAACUACCAUUGAUAAAGUUGAGGAACCUAAACAAUCACAAAAUGUAUGUGUUACUGUGACAGAAGAUCCAAUUGAAUCAACUAGUCUCGAUACGUCUUUUAAUGAUGUCGACUCUAUGGACAGUGACGAUGAGGCCUCUUUUGGAACACCUGAGGAUUCACCAAAAACUAAAAGACGAUCUCCAAAAGGACGAUAUGGGAAAAGCAAAGCUCCACCACCACCGCCAGCGAAAUCGGAAAACUUUGAAACUACCAUAGACGUCAAAGAACAAACUGAUAAUAUCCUCACGGAUACCCUAAGCACAACAUCUCAAGAGAGUUUAGUUGACAUUGUAAACAAUCUUCCUAACAAUAGCUUAAAAGAAAAGGGCACAUCAAAAGGUUUACAAGUAGUCAAUCCUAUAGCGGAAAAGAAAAGACGACAUAAAUCAAAAUCUCCAGGAAGAAUUCCAAAAGGCAGUUCGUCUAGUAUCGGAAAGUUGUUACAACUACCAGGCAAAUUUGCUUUUUGGAAUAAAACUGAUGAUAAAAAUAAAGACAACGCUUCAACCUCGUCUGAAGAUAAAAGUUCUUCACAGAGAUCGUCAUCUAAUGAAAAGCGUAUUGACGAAUCUCAAUGUUGCAAUAAAUUAAACGACGCACAAAACGAUGCGAGCAUUGAACAGAUUAGUCUGAAAGAAUCCGAAGAUGAGAAACAACAGACCGAAGGAGCUGAGGAUCAGUUGAGUUUUAAAGAUGCAAGUGAUUUUGAAUCUGAAGCUAUAUCGCAUGAAGUAAUGGAGAAAAGCGAUGCUCUACAAAAACUCAUUGACGCUAAGAUAGAAAGUCAUCCGGAAUAUAAAAUCGUUUCUUUGCAUGAAGAAAUUUUGACUACUUCAAAAAGCACUGAUGUUUAAGGCUUUCCUUGUCCUGAAUCCAAUUUUCACAGCAGCAGAAAUAGAGGGAAACAGCAAUGCUGUCAGCCUCUGCUACUAUACCCCGCGUUAAAAAAUCCACUAAGAGGAAAACUCAAUAGGCAAUGUCUAAAUAAGUAUAUUUAUUUUACUUUUAAUAUAU